AUGAAAACACUUUCAGAAUGUUUGGGACUUAAGCUUGCACUUCUUUUACUUAAGUAUGAUUUCUUAAAUAAACUUGCUACUGUGAAAUAUAUGGGUCACUUCAAGGACUGGAAAUCCUUGAUGACUCGCUUUACAAAAGUUUUAUUGGACAAGCUACCAACGUGUGGAAUCGGCUUCCAGCAGAGAUUAUCCAAGCAUGACCUAUAUGACUUCAAGAGCCUACUCUGCCCUAAUAGUAAAAAUACCACCAUAUCGAAAAACCACAAUCUGCGCUCAACUGCCGACCCGUGCGGACGUGCUACUCCGCUCGCUCCUUGUGAGUCAUUCGGCGCUGUACAGGCGCACGCGUUCAUCGUCUGCUGCUCACCUCCUCAUGCUGCCUGCUGUCUUCUCGCUGCCUACUGCCCUCUUGCUAGUUGGUCGCUCCGGCAAAAAAGGCCCGUAUGA
Molecule: messenger RNA, 447 nt
Organism: Pieris macdunnoughi
Lineage: Eukaryota; Metazoa; Arthropoda; Insecta; Lepidoptera; Pieridae
Source: the annotation of a GenBank genome assembly